AUGCAUUCGGUCGACUAUGAGAUCGCUAACGAUGAUGAUAAUUUCUACAGAAAUUUUUAUGGCGGAAGUUUUUGGAUUAACGCUAACAAACUAAAUGACGCAAUCUUCGAACUUGACGAUGACGUCAAAGAUGGUGUUGAUGAUGAUUACGAUUACCUCGCUAGGAGCACGUCAGUCCGAACAAAAAUGACGUCAUUUCCUGAUGAACCGUUAGAGUACCAGAAGCAACAGAAUGGCGACAUUUAUUCAACGAGCGUCAACAACAUCUACUACAAACUCAGCAGUCGCAACAGCAACUACGAUGACGACAAAGCAGUCACACCAACGUUAACACACUCGUGGUCUCAUAUAAACGCUUCAUUUCUAGUCAUCAUCUCAUUGAUUGGCAUCAUCUUCAACCUCUUCAUCAUCCUCACCAUUCUCCUAAACCGUAGACUCAGAGGAAAAAUUAUCUACGUCCUCUGUUGCCAUCUGGGUUUAGCCGGGCUGACCUGGAGCGUUGUUAUAUUACCGAUAUCAAUAUCUAGCAGUUUCACUGACAGAUGGGAUGUGUUUAUCUCUUGCAAUUUGUAUUCAGUUUUGAGAAAUUUUUUAUUGCAGAUUUCGAUUUGGUCAAUAAUUUUAUUAAGCUGGGAUAAGUAUAAAGCCAUCGUGCUGCCGCUACACCAUUCGACGACAGUGAAGCCGCUACGAAUGUCGCUAACGUUGGCGAUUUUGUGGUCAGUGUCGCUGUCCAUCGAUCUUUUGCCGAUUGCUUUGAGUAAUGGUUACGUGUGUGAGGGUGGUGACGCUUUGGUCGUCAUGUUCCACAGAGUCUUGCCUGUAAAUGAUGUUAAAAACUCUGCUUGUUUACUUCCGUCAAGUUCAUCGUCAUCGUCGUCAUCAGCGUCGUCACCAGUGUUAACCACUGCCACAAUAGCCGAAACGUCAAAGCAGUCGCCACUGGCGAGUCUCUUAUUAUCAGUGUUGUCAUCCUCGUCAUCGUCGUCGUCGUCGUCGCCAUCAUCUUUACUGACGUCAUCAUUGCCAUCUUCGUCUUCGUCGGCAUCAUCAUCAACAUCGUCAAAGUGGAAAACGUCAUCGUCGUCCUCUUCGUCAUCAUCAUCGUCAUCGUCGAUUUCUAGUGAUAACAACUUAAUCAUGUCAUCAGCUUCUCCGAUCAUUCUAUACCCUCCCCAAACCAACCCCCCACCUUUCUCAUCUCCACCCAACCUGACACUUCCUCCUACCUCCACUUACGUCAGUCACGUGAUUUACACCAUAAUAUGGUUAACAUUCACUUUUUACCUCCCGGCGGCCAUUUUGGUGUUUUGCUACUUCCGGAUUUUCGUAGUAGCCAGACGCCAAAACAAAAGAAUCGUAGUAAUGGCGGCCAUGGUUCGAGUUAUAACGCUGAGUGUUGGUGUUCCUCUCACUAAGGAGCAGGCCCAGAAGUCAACGAACCACGCGGCCACAAGAAACAGGAGGGCCUCGCAUACUAUUUGCAAAUUUUUAGGGGCCUUCGUCCUCUGCUACAUGCCCUACGCCACGUUGUAUAUUGUCAACUUCAACGAUAGUUACACGGCUGCUAAGUUGUAUGCGGCUAAUAAUGAGAACAGAUUUAGUGCGAGUGGAGUAAAAAAUUGUAGUAGUUUCAAUUUGCCUGGCGGUGAAGUUUUCAUUCCAACGCGUGCUAACAGCACUCUGGAAAGAUUCGAUGAUGUCCAAAAUUUUUCAUCAACCGCUUCAAAAAUGGACCGCACGUUAAAUCUUGAGGCCGAAACGAAUGCUGAGCACAUAAAUAACAUGGAAGUAUUUUUGUCUAAUGACUCUGAAGAUGGCAUGAUUAAUCGCAAACUGUUCUCGCUGAACAUCCAUCAACAACAACAGCCACAGCAGCAGCAGCAGCAGCAACAACGACAUGUCAACAUCCAUCUUCACUCUCGUCGUAAUCACUCAAUCAUGACGUCAGCAGUCACGUGGCUUUCUUUGGUACUCCUAUCAGCAUCGCCGGCCAUCAACGCAUUUGUGUACGGUGUACGAAAUUUGGUCCUGAGAGAGUUUUUUUGCAGCUACCUUCACAAGAAACUAAGACACAAGUCGUCAUUCUGCAUGUUCGGACAUGGAUCCAAGUGCCAGGAAUGCGCUUUCUAUGGCUUGGUGCAGCAGCAGCCACUACGUCCACAGCUGCCCGAUUACAAGUAA
This is a messenger RNA of Helobdella robusta, 2184 nucleotides long. RefSeq lists its product as hypothetical. Gene Ontology annotation, molecular function: G protein-coupled receptor activity. The transcript has a single exon. Lineage: Eukaryota; Metazoa; Annelida; Clitellata; Rhynchobdellida; Glossiphoniidae. Gene Ontology annotation, biological process: G protein-coupled receptor signaling pathway. Gene Ontology annotation, cellular component: membrane. Bases 1 to 2184 code for a protein of 727 amino acids. The record is from RefSeq and is a predicted model, not a curated record.